This is a messenger RNA of Cotesia congregata, 500 nucleotides long. The record is from the annotation of a GenBank genome assembly. Lineage: Eukaryota; Metazoa; Arthropoda; Insecta; Hymenoptera; Braconidae.
AUAAUUUCUCAGGCAAUGGAAUGGAUUUGAGGGUGAGUAGACCGAGUCCAUCGACACUUGCGGUGCCCGAAACUCGUCGGGGGUCAGCGAAGCGAGAAAUUCCGUGGGUGCUCCUCAGUAGGGGAGCCAGGAGUUCUGGGUUCUGGGUCUGGUACCUGAAGGGGGUUCCGGUGCUCGGUACAAAUGCGCUUGCGCAUUUAGCCGCACCAACAUCCGAGCUCAUAUCAGCAGGUGAAAUAAACUCGAGACUGGAUAGGAGACUUGAGAGCCAAGAGCCGAGUCAAUACAAGCAAACUAAGUCUUACAAAGUAACAUUAAGAUCGCAGAGCAAGAGUAAGAGAGCAGCCGCAGUCAGUCCGCUAUCCACGACUGACUAUAUGUACAGUGUAAUCGGUACAGCGGUAGCCAAUGAGGAUGCGAGACCUACAUACACCCUGGGCCUCAUGCUCUUCUCAAUGCACCCCACUAUCCAUGUGCCCAAGAAAUUCUCACACACUUAA